CGAGGGGCCAUGGACCAAAGCGAGCGAGCCCGGCACCAUGACAUUCGCCCGCGUCCCUCUGGCAGCGGCGGCGGUGGUGGCGGCGGCAGCUGUUGUUUUAGGCACGCUCUCUAAAGCGGGCAGCGCCGAGCCUGGCCGCCCUUUCCUCCGCGUCCCUCGGGGCUUCGCCUCCUCCCCGCAGCGCUCCCCGCCGUCUCUGCCGCUCCAGCACCAGCAGCUCACCGGCGGCGGCGGCGGCGGCUGCUCGGGAAGCGGCGGGCGCUUUGUCAACGUGACGGAGUUCGGCGCCGAGUGCCUGCACUGGGCGGAGGUGCCGGCUUUCCUGGAGAAGACGCCGCAGGGCAAGGCGCUGCGGGAGCAGCGCAACUUCUGCAGGAACCCCGACGGCAGGAGCAGGCCCUGGUGCUUCUACAGGAACGCCCGAGGCAGGGUCGACUGGGGCUACUGCGGCUGCCGGCAAGGGUCAGUGAGACUUCGAGGUGGCAAACACGAGUAUGAAGGCAUAGUUGAAGUUUAUCUGAAUGGAAUAUGGGGAACAAUCUGCAGCAGUCACUGGGAUGAUACAGAUGCAUCAGUGAUAUGCCAACAACUUGAACUUGGAGAAAGAGGCACAGCAAAGCACACCCCAUUUCCUGGACUGGGCCUUAUCCCUGUUUACUGGAGUGAUGUACGUUGCCGUGGCGAUGAAGAAAACAUCCUGCUCUGUGAAAAAAGUAUCUGGCAGGGUGGAAUGUGUCCUCAGAAUAUGGCAGCUGCUGUCGCUUGCAGUUUUUCCCAUGCCUCCAAUUUUAUCCCCAUUCGGCUGAUUGAUGGAAACAGUGCUCAUGAAGGAAGAGUAGAGGUCUACCAUGCUGGUCAGUGGGGAACCAUCUGUGAUGACCAAUGGGAUGAUGCUGAUGCUGAGGUAGUCUGCCGGCAGCUUGGCCUUGGGGGAGUUGCCAAGGCAUGGAGCCAAGCUUAUUUUGGAGAAGGCUCAGGCCCUGUGCUGUUGGAUGAAGUGCGUUGUACAGGAAAUGAGCUGUCUAUAGAACAGUGUCUGAAGAGCUCCUGGCAAGAACACAAUUGUGGCCACAAAGAAGAUGCAGGGGUUUCUUGCACGCCUCUGGCAGAUGGUGCACUCAGACUAGCAGGCGGAAAAGGCAACCAUGAGGGACGGCUGGAAGUGCUUUACAAUGGACUGUGGGGCACAAUCUGCGAUGACGGGUGGACUGAGAUGAACACGCACGUGGUUUGCCGGCAGCUGGGCUUUAAGAAUGGAAAAAGUGUAUCUGAACGCUACCUGGAAGAGAGCUCUGGACCCAUCUGGCUGGAUGAUGUCAGCUGCUCAGGAAAGGAGCCUGCCCUCUCCCAGUGUUCAAAGAGGGAGUGGGGAAAGCAUGACUGCAGCCACCAGGAGGAUAUCAGAAUUAGUUGCUAUCCAGAGAAUGACAGCCACAAAGUCUCACUGGGGCCUCCUAUCAGAUUGAUGGAUGGUGAGAAUAAGAAAGAGGGACGCGUGGAGAUCUUUAUCAAUAGCCAGUGGGGGACAAUUUGUGAUGAUGGAUGGUCUGAUAAGGAUGCAGCUGUGGUAUGUCGACAACUUGGCUACAAAGGUCCAGCAAGAGCAAGGACUAUGGCAUAUUUUGGAGAGGGAAAAGGCCCCAUCCACGUGGAUAAUGUGAAAUGUACAGGCAAUGAAAGAUCCCUGGCUGACUGCAUUAAACAGGAAAUUGGCAGGCACAAUUGUCGUCAUAGUGAAGAUGCUGGGGUGAUCUGUGACUACCUUAGCAAGAAAGCAGCUGGGAACAGUAAUAAAGAUUCUCUUGCUUCUGUGUGUGGUUUGAGAUUACUGCAUCGUCGCCAGAAGCGGAUCAUUGGUGGGAAAAAUUCUUUAAGAGGUGGAUGGCCCUGGCAGGUUUCUCUGCGACUAAAAUCCUCCCAUGGUGAUGGAAGACUGUUGUGUGGUGCCACUCUCAUCAGCAGUUGCUGGGUGCUUACUGCAGCACACUGUUUCAAGAGAUAUGGCAAUAACACUCGCAGCUAUGUGGUGCGAAUUGGAGACUACCACACAUUGGUACCCGAGGAGUACGAGGAAGAAAUUGGGGUACAAGAGAUUGUGCAGCACAGAGAAUAUAGGCCUGAUAGCAGUGACUAUGAUAUUGCACUAGUGAGGCUGCAAGGGCCUGAGGAACAGUGUGCUAGGUUCAGCACACACGUCUUACCUGCCUGUUUACCGGUCCGGCGAGAGAGGCCACACAAAACAGCUCCCAAUUGCUACAUCACUGGUUGGGGUGAUACAGGAAGAGCCUACUCAAGAACAUUGCAGCAAGCUGCUAUCCCCCUACUUCCUAAGAGGAUUUGUGAAGAGCGAUAUCGGGCAAGAUUCACAGGGAGGAUGCUAUGUGCUGGCAGCCUACAAGAGCAGAAACGUGUGGACAGUUGCCAGGGCGACAGUGGUGGACCACUGAUGUGUGAACGUCCAGGAGAAAGCUGGGUUGUGUAUGGGGUGACCUCCUGGGGAUAUGGCUGUGGAGUGAAAGACUCUCCAGGAGUCUAUACCAAAGUUUCUUCUUUUGUCCCCUGGAUAAGAAGCGUGACCAAACUAUGACAGUCUGGCCAUAAUGACCAGAAACAGCACAGCCAAUGAACAUCUGGGGCAUGCAGUGGGAGACAUUUUCCCUUUGGUGUGUGCCCCUUUUUGGUUAAAAUAGUUCAUCAUAAAGUAACUUGUAACUCUUACAUGGAAACAAGGGUGAAGAAAAUCAUCCUUCUCCAGUGUCCCCCUAUAAAUGAAAUCCCAAAAUAGCACAAGUUAAAUGACACACAAAUUCUGAAUAGAAGUAUGAAUAAUCAUGAUGCCUAUCUAAUCUGAAGAAGCCAUGUACUUAAACCAUGUACAAAAUUUCUGAAGCCACUAAGGCCCAUGGAGCAAAUGAGAAAUGGUGAGAUUCUCUUAUAUCUUUACUGUCUGGGGAGAUCAACACCACUAGUCUAAAACUGAGUAGUACAUAGACUGAACAUUUUAUGUGUAUUUGAUAAAUACUGUAUCUUUUUGCCACUGUUCAGUGGAAUUAAUGGGGUCUUCGGAUACAUUGCACUAUUCUCACUGAGUUUCCAGAAAGUUGGAUUUUUAAAGCACAGUAAACAACAUUAUCUUCUCAGACAACUAAAUUCCACAUGAAUUCCAUUGCAUAAUGGCAGACUGUUGAAUGACUUCACCCUUUAAGAAUGACAAAGUACCUUUUGUAUUUGGGCACAAUAUCUUCCAUUCCUUUUUGAAAAUAAUGUUAGUAAAACCAGCAGCACAUUCUUAUGAAGAGUAACACUACAGUUAUGCUUAGUGACAAGUUACUGAUUUUUCCUGGAAGGAGGCAAGUUCUUAAAAGCUAUAUAUUGUAUUAACUACCAGUGGCUUCAAAAUUAACUCCAAAAUAGGAAACUGCAUUAUUUAUGAACUGUGUGUAGGAGUAUCUGCAGCAAGAUAGGAUCACUGAACAUUCACUACAUUUUUUGUUCCAACUGAAUUUUUUUUUUUAAAUUAGUGUAGCAAUAGCUCUGUGCCAUGAGGGUGAGGCAUGUUAGUUCUGUUUCAACCUAUCAGUUUAUGUACACGUGAAGUCAAAGUGCAAUGGUAUCUUCUUUCUGUUCAAAUGCUACCUUCAAUGUGUUGGUCGUUGGAUGCAUGUACUUCUGUAGCAGAGUAGUAGUGUAUUUACGUAUCCACUGGUCUGUUCUCAGCAUGUUAUGAUUUCAGGUUUUGUUGCAGUGGUUAUCCUCAGAGGGAGCAAAUACAAAUCCCUUGAGCGCCAUCAAAGUCCUUCUGAAUAAUUGGCCCUUUCUUUGUAAAACCAAAACCAACCACCCCAAAUAUAUAAUGUGGCAAAAGGGUAUAAAGUGAAAGUGGUGUCGACUCCUGGUGACCACAGAGCCAUGUGGCUUUCUUUGGUAGAAUACAAGAGGCGUUUACCAUUGCCAUCUCCCAUGCAGUAUGAGAUGAUGCUUUUCAACAUCUUCCUGAAUUGCUGCUGUCCAAUAUAGGUAUUUCCCAUAGUCUGGGAAACAUAUCAGUAAGGAUUUGAACCAGCAACCUCUUGCUCCCUAGACAAGUUACUUCCCCGCUGCACCAUUUGGUGGCACAAAAGGGUAUGCUGACCUUUAUAUAUGUAAGAUAGGUGCUAGGCACAUCUAUCUUGUGUUUGUAUACAGUAUUUAUAUGGCUUUCUGUAAUUGUGCACAACAGGAAGCCCCCAACUUACAAAUGGGUUCUGUUGCAAGGGUUUGGAAGCCAGAUAUUCAUAUAGUUCCCAAGAGCUAUGACACUGGGUGAAAUUGGGUGCUUCCUUAAUGUUUGUUAUUGAGUAGUGUUUGUAUGGAUGGGUAUUUGAUGCUUGAUUAGGUUCUGUUUGGCAGGUUUCAUGUAUCAUUGCAGAAAGCGCCAUGUUUGUUUGCAAGGACAUCCUGCAUCAGAAUAGUUUCCAGUACAAUCUUGAUCUGAAGCACUUAUUAAAAUAAAAAUUCACUAAGCUUCCUAAACUACAAUGAAUUUGUUUGAUAGCACACUAUGACAAUUUAGCACUCCACUUAAAGGCUCACCAGGAAUCAUGACUUUCUAGUAUUUGUAACAAGAUUAUCUGCUUAUGCUAUUUUAUAUAUUGGUCACUGAAGCCAUACAAUGUAAAAUUGUAUAAUAAAAGCUGCCACUUCCUGAAAUUCUUGAUACUUUGCCAUUAACUCAUUUAAUCAGAUAAUUUAACUUAAGAUACAGAACUAUGCUGCAUGGCACACACUUCUGCCAGGCUUCCCGCACAAGUUGUAUAACUAUCUUGAGUUUUCACCUUCCUUAUCUUCUCCGGAAUAAGUGUGGCAGAAAAUACCAUUAGAUUUUUUUCUUCAAAAAUAAAAAUCUUUUGAACUGUG
Molecule: messenger RNA, 4896 nt
Organism: Hemicordylus capensis (graceful crag lizard)
Lineage: Eukaryota; Metazoa; Chordata; Lepidosauria; Squamata; Cordylidae
Gene: PRSS12
Product: serine protease 12
Exons: 13
Coding region: 38-2587 (849 amino acids)
Biological process (GO): proteolysis
Cellular component (GO): membrane
Molecular function (GO): serine-type endopeptidase activity
Source: RefSeq, a predicted model, not a curated record